AUGUCUGGGUCGAACACUACUGCAGCCAUCGCGGGUUUGCACAACCGCAAUGCGUGCCAAGCCCAAGCCGCACGCGAAGCUGUCAAUGAGAUGCGUGUCGAAAGCGAAGAAGAGAAACGGCUGCUUCGCCUGGUCACCGAAGCAGUCACAGACACCCCUCGAAACGAAAAGGUUCUGACGGGUGUCGCAGGCCUUGUCAUCAUCUUGCCAGCUGUGUUCACUCUUGUGGUCCACACACGUGUGGCAUGGCAGAGGAACCAUGCCAGAGUUCACAAUGCGACAGGGAGCGUGACAGUUGUUUCGGCAGACGUCACACGUGGACAAGGGCCUCAAGCUUGGGCAUGGUUGAAAAGGACUCUCAUCCGCGCCGAUGUGGGUGAUCGGCUCAUUCACGAUGACGUUGACUUACUUGGUAUUGGUCUGGAGCGGUUAGCAGUGAACAACGACGACGACGACAACGACGACGAUGAUGAUGAUGGCGACGGCGACGACAAUGAAGCCCCCCAAUAA
Messenger RNA from Salpingoeca rosetta, 510 nucleotides. RefSeq lists its product as uncharacterized. Lineage: Eukaryota; Choanoflagellata; Craspedida; Salpingoecidae. The record is from RefSeq and is a predicted model, not a curated record. The transcript is spliced from 3 exons. Bases 1 to 510 code for a protein of 169 amino acids.